This is a messenger RNA of Panicum virgatum (switchgrass), 1710 nucleotides long. Its product is annotated as DNA-directed RNA polymerase IV subunit 1-like. The transcript has 7 exons. Lineage: Eukaryota; Viridiplantae; Streptophyta; Magnoliopsida; Poales; Poaceae. The record is from RefSeq and is a predicted model, not a curated record. Gene Ontology annotation, biological process: chloroplast rRNA processing; chloroplast organization. Gene Ontology annotation, cellular component: chloroplast. Bases 95 to 1234 code for a protein of 379 amino acids.
AAUAUUUCUCUGCAGAAAAUGUUCAGUAGGUGAUGAGUGUGUUCAAAAUUCAACUUGCUGUAUCACAGUGGUAGCACAAGCUGAAUCCAACUCCAUGGCUCAGUUGGACACUAUCAAGAAAAGAGUGAUUCCAAUCCUGCUGGAUACACUACUGAAAGGUUUUUUGGAAUUUAAGGAUGUUGAGAUCCAGUGUCGGCAUGAUGGUGAACUUCUUGUGAAAGUUGGCAUGUCUGAGCAUUGCAAGGCUGGGAGGUUCUGGGCUACUCUACAAAAUGCUUGCAUUCCAGUAAUGGAGUUGAUUGACUGGGAGCAGAGUCAACCAAAGAAUGUAUAUGAUAUUUUCUGUUCAUAUGGCAUAGACUCGGCAUGGAAAUGUUUUGUUGAAUAUUUAAAAUCAGUAACGGCUGAUAUUGGAAGGAAUGUUCGUCGGGAGCACUUACUAGUUGUUGCAGAUAGCUUGUCUGUGACUGGGCAGUUCCAUGCAUUAAGCAGUCAAGGUUUAAAGCAGCAGCACACUCGGUUAUCAAUCUCAUCUCCAUUUUCUGAAGCAUGUUUUUCUAGGCCUGCACGAAGUUUUAUAAAUGCUGCAAAGCAAUGCUCAGUGGACAAUUUGUGUGGAAGUCUAGAUGCAAUUGCUUGGGGCAAAGAGCCUUUCAAUGGGACGUCAGGGCCUUUUGAAAUUAUGCAUGUGGGAAAGCUACAUGAACCAGAAGAAAAUGAGAGCAUCUAUGGUUUCCUAUGUGACCCUGCUGUUCGGAAUUUUGAAAAGAAUCAUAUGGAUACCUGCAGACAUAGUACUGAAAAUUCUUUGAGAUGUAGGUUAGCAUGCAAGUCUAAUGGCAAUGCAACCGUCAAUGGUGGCGACAUAACUAUCGACCAAGGCUUUCUUCAUGCUAAAGUUGGUGUGUGGAAUAACAUUAUUGAUAUGCGCACUUCAUUACAGAACAUGCUAAGAGAGUACCCAUUAAAUGGAUAUGUGAUGGAGCCAGAUAAAUCACUAUUAGUCGAAGCCCUGAAGUUUCAUCCCAAAGGGGCUGAAAAGAUUGGUGUUGGAGUAAAAGAAAUUAAGAUCGGACUGAAUCCUAGUCACCCAGGUACAAGAUGCUUCAUUUUACUGAGGAAUGAUGAUACAACUGAAGACUUUUCUUACAACAAGUGUGUUCAGGGUGCUGCAAAUUCUAUUUCACCUCAACUCGGAAGUUAUUUUGAGAAGAAACUAUAUCGUAGAGGAUAAGUUGGCAUCCUGGCAUUUGUCUUGUCCUGACCAGACCAUAUGACCAACUUCUAAGAAAGAACUACCUGUCGCAUAUGAAGGGUGCUCAAAUUGCUCAGAAAGAGCGAAUCAGCAUAGGUCUCAUGCAUCUUCCUAGCUUCUAUUCAAAGGAUAGAAGCUCAGAAGGUCGUCAGCAUUGGGAUGAAUAUCAACUCAACUCAACUCAACUCAUUGGGACUACCGAAGGCAGGUCUGAAAGAGUCGUGACUCUGGUUUCAUGCCUCCAUUUCCGUAGUCCGUAGUCUACUCGUCUGCUAGUCUGCAUGUUUAUUGUGAGCAUAUUACGUCACUAGAACAUGAUGUGGUGCAAUAUUCGUUUAUUUUGUUUCCGAGAAUUGUUGGUGGCACGGUACAAUAGGCUCUACCACCUCCUUGUAUUACUUGCACCUCCAGGCAUUCUACUCUGAUAAUCAUGAAAGCUAAUGUUGUGCUUCAAU